AACGGAAAUAUUUGUCUGUAUUGAAGAAUUGAAAAGAAAAAAAAAUUAGUCUGGCAAAUGUUUGCACCUUUUUUGCUAUUUUAUUUUUUCCACUGUCUGCUCAUAGCUUUCCUAGCUCCUGGCCUGAUGAAAGUCAGUUUUUGCUUUAUUUUUUGUUGCAAAAUCAUAAACCUCGCACGCUCGGUUACAAAAAGGAGAGGCUUGUUACAUGUAAUGAGGUGGAAAUUUUAUUCUGGAAAGAGAAGUGAAAACUUAGAGGAGGGAGAAAACAUUCACUGAAUUAAAAUAUGUCAGCGCUCUGAUGAGAUGGACCAAAACGGUUGUCAAGGGACCGUUAGCAACGAGUCAGCCAAUCAGCACUUAGUUUCUCACUCGUUCGAGCAGCAAAACAGUUCGAACACUGGUUGUGUUCAAAAUGCCGCCAGUAAAGACGCAGAAAAAGGUUCGCCCUUCCACCGCUUCGGGGGCAUUAGAAUCUCACGAGUUUGUUGACUUACUGGACGAUCUUAGACCAGCCACUGCGCCGGGGAAAAAUUUACUGGGACUCGAUCCUACGUAUGUUACUUCGAGACAUCAUGUUCCUGGGGUCCCGAUCACUUCGAAGUUAAGAGGAAGACAAAUUUUUGGUGGCAUACCCGAGAAUGAUUUGAAAGGAGCACAAGGAAGGAGAGCUACUUUGGGUGGCUUGGAAGAUGUCGAGGAACAUGAAAAACCAAAGAGACCAGCCACUGCCGUCGGAGUUUCAAAGCAAAUCAAGCUUGAGGACAGAAUUACUCUGGACCACUUGAAUAAAAUGAGGCAAGCUUUUGAGGAAGCGGACUCAGAUGGUAAUGGCACUCUGGAUCUGGAAGAAUUCAAAGAUGUUAUCACCAAUCUAUUUCAUUUUAAAUUCAAGAAUGAAGACCAGGUUACUGCUCUUUUCAUGAAAAUUGAUUCUUCAUCAGAUGGGGAAAUAAACUGGGAUGAAUUCUGCACUUUUAUGCAGCUUGAAUAUGCUGAGAAAGAGGAUUCAUACUUACGUUCUAAAGAGACUGCUUUCACUCUGCCUGCGAUUAUUGCAAUGAGUGAAAACUCCAACUCAUCUCAGAGGGAACAUGUUAUACGACUAUGUAAUACGGCAGACAACAACUUCCUUGUCGUCAGCAAGGAUGGUCUUGUCUCAUUUUGGUCCCAAAAUAUGGAGUUUAAAAGAAUGAAACAUGCUCAUGUUGAAAACUCAACUAAGAAAACUAAGUGGAUAACAGAUUUUGUACUUAUGCCUCAUUUCAACAAAUUUAUUAUUUCAACAGGGGAUAGGGAAAUUCAGUUCUUUGAAUUAUCGACAUUUGAGCCUUACUGCCAAAUCACUGGCUUAGAGACAACUCCCUUACGAGUUGAUUAUUGCUCAACAGGACAAGAUGAGUGUAUUAUUCUUUAUGGGGACAGUCAGGGAUGUGUAAAUAUAUUUAUUAUGAAUUCUGUGGGAGAGACAUUAAGAAAUUGGAAGAAAAUGCCAAAGGUUGAAGGAAUAGCUAGUGUAAAUAUAGAUAGUGUUGUAAAUUCUGAUAAUGCAAGAUUUACUUGCAUCAGGUGGAAGGUUCAUGCAGACUGGGUCUCGCAGCUCAAGUAUUAUGACUCUUUGAGAGCAGUCAUCUCUUGUUCUAAUCACCCAGACACUGCCUUGGUUAUCGGUCAUACAAUGGGCAGUACACAUGUAGAAUCACAACUUCGAGAUCCCACGGGUGCCUCAAAGAAAGUGCAAAACUCAACUGCUCGUGAUAUGCAACCGAGGCGGCGUAUGGACAGUGAUCAAACUGUGUUUAAAGUGUACAAAGGAGUCAAGACUUUCGACUUUUGCAAAGAAAAGAACGUGAUUGUAACUGGAGGAAUGGAUAGGCUUGUCCGGUUAUGGAAUCCUUAUGUUCCAGGUAAACCUACGGGUCUUCUCAGGGGACACACAGCGCCAAUAUUUCAUUUAUUUAUUUGUCCUGAGGACGACAGAAUAUUCAGUGUAGCUACGGACAAAACAGUCAAGGUGUGGGAUCUUCACGAUCACACGUGCUUACUGACUGUCCGUCCCAAGGCACAUAAGAUCAGAGGCGACCUGGCUGCCAUUCAUUACAACUACUCUAGUAGAGGCCUUGCUGUUGCUACAUCCGAACAAAUAGCUCUUCUACCACUCAAGAGCAGGAAUUCAUCAAAGGACAUGAUAACAACUCAUAAGGAGCCAGUCAUGUGUGUGAGGUACAACAAAAGCUUUAAACAUGUCGUCACUGCCUCGGAAAGCUCGGUGAUAAAAGUGUGGGAUUUGGAAACGGGACGUUCGGUGUUUGAAUUCUCUCAAGCUCAUGGAGAUCAUGCCGUCACUUGUAUGAGCUUUGACUCUACAGAGAGAAGAUUAAUUACAGGCGGUAGAGAUGGCAGGCUAAGAAUAUGGAACUACAACAAUGGACACUGCCUCAGAACACUUGAAAAAAAGAGCGAUGUUGACGAAGUAGCAGAUUUAACCUACCUGGUCUUAAAUAAAAACAGAUAUAUCAUCUCUGUAGGCUGGGACAGAAGAAUUAACUUAUUUUCUGAUGAUAAUGAAGAUUUUCAUCACGUUCAACACCCUUAUGCUUACUGGAAAGACGACCUGGUCAACGGACAUAAGGAGGACAUCUUGUCGAUAGCAGUCAGUCCACCAAACCUUCUGGCAACAUCAAGUUAUGAUGGAGAGAUAAUCAUCUGGAAUCAGAUUUCAGGCCAUAUCUUCUGCCACAUACAUUCACCCCGUGCUUCCAGAGAGAACGGGGAGAUUUCCUCGCGAGAUCUGGAUGGUGGAAAUGCCAUUGGUAAGAUUUUAUUCUUGAAAGCAAGAGCCAUGAAGAAAGAUGCCGCCACCUUGGUGGCCAGCGGACCACAAGGUCUGGUUCAUUUCUGGAAUAUCUACACAGGCGGAACUCUUUAUGCUACGUUUUGUCCAUCCAGGAAUGGUGUAACAACCAUGACGUCAGUUGCCAAGGAUACCAGACUGGUCACCGCUGAUUCGGCAGGUUUCAUCUCCAUCUGGGAUGUAGAAGAUUACUGCAUGAAGACAAAAACAACUGAACCUCCAGAACGUUUGUUUUUCUGGCGUGCCCAUGUGCAGAGUAUUACAAGUAUUGAGCCAGUAGAUAUUUGGAAUUGUGAAAUUCUCCUGACAGCUUCUUUAGACUGUACCGUCAGACUCUGGACCAUGGAAGGACAUUUUGUUGGAACUCUUGGUCAACCUAAAAUCUGGGACAUUAGGAACCCGGUAUCUUAUCAACACCCCAUGGCUCCGUAUGAUGUGUUGGUGGACCCCCAUACUCUGCCAAAUCUUCCCAAGAAAUAUAAACAUGAAGAAACAGCGCCAGAUGACACUAACGAUACUGACAUAGAAAAUGAGUUGGACUCCCCAAUUCCGUAUGUUCCAAGUUUUCAAGCAAAGGAUUCGCUGGUAAUUGACGAAAAAGAUAUUGCGGCAGAGUUGAAGAAGUCGCCUUGGAGGGAGGGAUGUGGAAAAAGAUUACGCCACGAGAGGCUCAAGAAAGUUCCUAGAGAUAUGGGCGGACCAAAUGCCUAUCAAACGUUGACAUGCUUUGAGCUGGAAGACACGCCUCCUCUGCCCAACCCCCCCUCGUCCUCGUCCAUCGAUGAUCCGUUUGAUAUUAGAAUAUAAAAAAGUAUUUUCAAAUAGUGGGACAGUGAUGCUAAACGUCUAGUUUGUGUCUCUAAAAGCACAAUUUUUUCAAGACCGAGAAGUGUUUUGGAGAUGUAUUAGAGAAUUACAGUAAAAACAAUAUGCGAAAUGGGACGGGAUAACUUCAGAUUAAAUUGACUUACACUUUGCUUUACUUUAAGAAUUUCUGUCCCACGAUCUAUGGCCUAUACCCGUCUAACUAUAAUUCAAAAAAUAAUAUCGACCUUGAAAUGUUAUUUAUUUAUUU
This is a messenger RNA of Orbicella faveolata, 3929 nucleotides long. RefSeq names its product cilia- and flagella-associated protein 337-like. The record is from RefSeq and is a predicted model, not a curated record. Gene Ontology annotation, molecular function: calcium ion binding; protein binding. Lineage: Eukaryota; Metazoa; Cnidaria; Anthozoa; Scleractinia; Merulinidae.